Messenger RNA from Acytostelium subglobosum LB1, 2376 nucleotides. RefSeq lists its product as hypothetical. Lineage: Eukaryota; Evosea; Eumycetozoa; Acytosteliales; Acytosteliaceae. Bases 1 to 2376 code for a protein of 791 amino acids. The transcript has 2 exons. The record is from RefSeq and is a predicted model, not a curated record.
AUGGAUAACCUUGGUGCACUACUGAGUAAUAACAUGACGUCGCAAGACUUGACAAUGCUCAUCAAUCAAUUGUUGAGUCAACAACAACUUCAACAACAACAAUCGCAACAACUACUUCAACAACAUCAACAACAUCAUCAAUAUCAACAACAACAACAACAACAUCAUCAAAUAAUGCAAGAGCCACAAGAACAAGAACAAGAACUACACUAUGACUCAAUGCAACAACAGCAGAGUAACUUUGAUAAUACAUUGUUCUCUGUUGAUGGAGGCGUGGCUCAAUGGCCAACUUCACUUAUGAGUGAGGAUAUGCUGUCGGCGGUCACCGGACAUUCUGACCUGAUCGAGCAACACCAGUCCCAGUUCAAGAUGAGACUGAGGAGUAGUGUCGAUGAUUUGUCCGACUCGGACGUCCAGCUCCUUAUGCUACAGGAGCAGAACUCCUUCCUCAAGUCUAUCCUCGACGGUUCCAAUGGUGGGCUAUCAAACUGUGGUGGAGGUGGUAAUGGUGAUGGCGGUGGCGGUGGCGGUGGCGUCAAUAUCCAGCCAACAAUGAGACAGGCCCAAACAGCCUCAUUUGAACCGAUACCUGAGUCACUUUAUAUCCCUCCACCACAACAAGCACAACAACAGCCACAGGCUACACUACAUCAACCUGUUGUCGCUGUUGCUGCUGCUGCUGCUGCACCACAACCUCUUCCUCCUCCCCAAACAUCUCAGGUGAUUGAGCGUCCACCUCAUCCAUCUGAUGUUGUACUCUUUGAAACUAUGCAUCAACAAACAUUGCCCUAUCAAUCAAUCAGCAAGCUUCAAUAUGAGACUGCAUGUCUUGCUCAAGAGUUGGAGCAACAAAUACAACAAAUACAACAACAAAAUCAACAUCAACGACAACAGCAACAACAACAACAACAACAAUCACAUCAACAACACCAAGUGCCUGCUCAACAGCAUGGACAUCAAAUCCAACAACAACAACAACAACAUAAUGAGAUUGUGAUCGACUCAUCUCCCUCCACAUCAUCCUCCUCAUCAUCAAACGACAACUCACCAGCAAUCAAUCAAUCAAAGCAAUCACAUCAACAUCAACAAUCACACCAACAACAAUCACAUCAAUCCCAACAACAUUCAGCACCAAAGACCAAGUGUAAAAGUAUCCAGAGCAAGGAUUACCGCCAGCGCAAGAAGGAUCACAUCUCAGUGAUUGAGCAAAAGCUCAAGGAGCUAUCGAUGGAGAACCAGCGAUUGAAACAGGAGAACAUGACCAUGAAGAAUGUGUCCUUGGCCGACAUGAUGCGCCCGGAUGACUUCCACCAAGCCACACUCGACUUCCAGGCGCUCCUGGUGAAGCUGGCCCAGAACGUCAUCAACAACAACAACUGCAGCGACAAGUCCAUCGAGUACCUGUUGCAGUUCUUUGAGUUCUCGUCCAAGCUACGGUCCACUGUUGUCGAGCGCGACAUUGAAAAGGUGAUCAAUCCGACAAUCCAGGCCAAGCUCUACUACCUCGGCUAUCGGCCAUCGGCCGAGAUCUCUGUGAUAUGUGGCAACCCGAUGGUGACGACCAUGUGGUGGCCCAGCUUCAUGGAUCAGGUGGGAAUCAAUGAGCAACAGCGCAAUGUGAUCGAGUCAUUAUGGAAACACUACGCCAAGAUACAGGCCGAGUUGAAGGAUGAGCGCGAUCAACUGGACGAGGAGAUUAAGAAGAUGAUACCCAUUGCCAAGAGGACACGAGAGUUUGAUCCUAACCUCUUCAACAAUGGAUAUGGACUCUAUCAGCAACAGCCCCCACUGCAGACACUCCCAUCAAUCACAUUGGACAUUGUUGGCAACAGUGUCAGUGCCAACACCAAGCCUGCGCAGGCCAAUCAACCGUAUGGCUUGCCCAAUCGCCAGGCGCCCGUGCCAGGCAAGGCACCUCCACACGACAGCGACCGAGCAACAUUGACCGUGGCUCAGGUGUUGGAGUUUUGUGAGAAGCUCGAACGCAUGAGGAUGAACUUUAUCCGACACAGACAGAACAUCUGCUACGUGGACAUGGCCAUCACCAAGAUAUUGACACCCAUUCAGAAUGCCAAGCUCAUUCUUCAGGUGCACAAGACACCGUUUAUGGACAUUGCACUGGUGGAUCAGAUCACAAUGGUGUGGGGCAAGCUCUACGAGUCGCCAGACUCAAUAUCCAAUCUCAUUCCAAAGUCUGACUAUAAUGGUGUCGAUGCAAAGUUCAACAUUUUGGACAACAGUGAUCAUCAGUAUGAUAAGCUAAAGUCAGUGUACGAGACACUCUAUCAAUCAUUCUCAACACUUGAGCCAUUGAAGUCACAGGUCAUCAACAACACUUCAUCAUCAUCCUCAACAUUGGACAAGUCAUCAGACUAA